Molecule: messenger RNA, 894 nt
Organism: Striga hermonthica
Lineage: Eukaryota; Viridiplantae; Streptophyta; Magnoliopsida; Lamiales; Orobanchaceae
Source: the annotation of a GenBank genome assembly
AUGCCCUCGCCUUUCCCGAUGCAGCACGAAACUAGCGACGAGAGUAUUGAUCCGCUGCCUUUCGGCCCGAAUAAUAAUCCUUCGUCGUCUUCUGUCUCGUGCCGUAUUUCCUUCGAUUCUACUCAUGAUCACGGUACGGGAUACUAUCACGAUGAUUGCCCGGGAGUGUACCGGUCUCAACAUGUCUCGGAUGACAAUCAUGGUGAUUAUAACCAUAACCAUGGUGGAUCAACAUAUGAGAUGAAGAGCAAUAGGGUUGAUCAAAGUGGGCUCAAAGUAACCCUAUGGAAGAAAGAAGAUCGCGAAGAACAUGCCGAUAAUACUCAUCAUCCCGUGAAGUGGAUGUCGUCCAAGAUGAGAAUGAUGCACAAGAUCAAGAGCAACCCGGAUCGCGUAACUAUAAAGAUAACCAAAAACAAGCUCGAGAAUCAAACGUCUUCUUUUGAGAGCGAUAAUUCGAGCUUCGCCUACACGGGUAAUAACAACCCGGUUAGGGUUUGUUCCGAUUGCAACACCACCAAGACCCCUCUUUGGAGAAGUGGUCCUAAAGGACCUAAGUCCCUUUGUAACGCAUGUGGAAUUAGGCAACGAAAAGCGAGGCGGGCUAUGGCGGCAGCAGCAGCUGCCGCCAACGGCACAACCGUUACCACCAGCAACCACCAGACUCCAAAGCCAAUAAAGUUAAAAGUGAAAAACGCGCACUUGAAGAAGCGGUUCAAGACCACAACUUGUGAAGCCGGGCUGCAGUCCACCGGCAAGAAAAAGAUGGGGUUCGAGGAUUUCUUGGUCAAUCUUAGCAAGAGUACUUUAUCUUUCCACCGUGUUUUUCCGGAGGACGAAAAGGAUGCGGCUAUAUUGCUCAUGGCUCUUUCUUCCGGCAUGCUUCACGGUUGA